Molecule: messenger RNA, 2602 nt
Organism: Coregonus clupeaformis (lake whitefish)
Lineage: Eukaryota; Metazoa; Chordata; Actinopteri; Salmoniformes; Salmonidae
Product: stathmin-4-like
Exons: 8
Coding region: 221-1264 (347 amino acids)
Biological process (GO): regulation of microtubule polymerization or depolymerization; neuron projection development; microtubule depolymerization
Cellular component (GO): neuron projection; cytoplasm
Molecular function (GO): tubulin binding
Source: RefSeq, a predicted model, not a curated record
ACAGAACUAGCCUGGCUGAUGCGACUCACAGGGAGAGAGAGCCGUGACACACUGGUCUGGACAAGAGGCCGUUGGAAAUGCAGUAUUUGCGCAGAGCUAUAUCUCACUACACCCCCAUAUGCCAUGUCUUGAAAUAUGCAGGCAGAUGGAUUAAAGGAACAGCAUUGACCAGCAUUGACCUGAGCUCAUCUCUGGUGUGGCACACAGACACCGUGGAAACAUGACCCUUGCAGCAUACAGAGAGAAGGUCAAAGAGCUCCCCCUGGUGUCUCUUUUCUGCUCUUGCAUCAACCCUCAGACCAUCGACUGUAAGCCCACAUACAAAGCAGAAGAUGCGGUGGACCUGGGCUGGUGUGUGAUAAAGGACGUGGAGGUGAUAGAGUUGAACAAGCGUGCGUCAGGCCAGGCCUUCGAGGUCAUCCUGAAGCCCCCGUCAUUUGAUGGCGUCCCAGAGCUCAACGCUACCAUGCCCCAACGCAGAGAACUCUCCAUGGAGGAGAUCCAGAAGAAACUAGAGGCUGCAGAGGAGAGGAGGAAGUGCCAGGAGGCUGAGCUGCUGAAGCACCUGGCAGAGAAGAGAGAGCACGAGAGAGAGGUGAUCCAGAAGGCCUUUGAGGAGAACAACAACUUCAUCAAGAACGCCAAGGAGAAGCUGGAGCAGAAGAUGGAGGCCAACAAGGAGAACAGAGAGGCUCUGCUGGCGGCCAUGUUGGAACGACUGCAGGAGAAGGACAAACAUGCAGAAGAGGUGAGGAAAAAGGUACUAGCUUUGGCAGAUGCGGUGGAUCUGGACUGGUGUGUGAUAAAGGACGUGGAGGUGAUAGAGUUGAACAAGCGUGCGUCGGGCCAGGCCUUCGAGGUCAUCCUGAAGCCCCCGUCGUUCGAUGGCGUCCCAGAGCUCAACGCUACCAUGCCCCAACGCAGAGAACUCUCCAUGGAGGAGAUCCAGAAGAAACUAGAGGCUGCAGAGGAGAGGAGGAAGUGCCAGGAGGCUGAGCUGCUGAAGCACCUGGCAGAGAAGAGAGAGCACGAGAGAGAGGUGAUCCAGAAGGCCUUUGUGGAGAACAACAACUUCAUCAAGAACGCCAAGGAGAAGCUGGAGCAGAAGAUGGAGGCCAACAAGGAGAACAGAGAGGCUCUGCUGGCGGCCAUGUUGGAACGACUGCAGGAGAAGAAUAAACACGGAGAAGACGUGAGGAAGAACAAAGAACUGAAGGAGGCAGCGAGGGAGAGAGAACCGAGCAGUGGUUUUGUGAGUCAAUAAAAAAAAGAGAGAUCAAUACAAUGAGAGAAAAGAAAACUAAAAUAACCUUGAACCUUGAACCCAGGAGUUAAUGUAUGCAGCAACGAUUUGGACCAAGCGCACAAAACUAAAACAGGGAUUCAAGGUAAACAUAAAACAAAAAUGUAGUGGUGAAAAUACAAGAGAGAAGGAGAUGUGUCUGGCUGGCAAUGUAAAGGUGCACCAGAGUGGGAGGAAGGGAGAGAGUGGAUCUGGGUGUGAGGGGAUGUUGUGAUGAUGAUGAUGAUGUUAAUUAUGUGGGAACAGAGAGAAUGAAGCUGGUGUUUGUGGUGAAACACAGUGGAGUGGUAGGUUAUCAAUAUGUGGUGCCGGAGUCAGCGCCAAAACAUACAGUAUCACACCCUAAAAGCCCACUAUCCCAGAGCGGACUGAACACACCCUAAGAGCCCACUAUCCCAGAGCGGACUGAACAUACCCUAAGAGCCCACUAUCCCAGAGCGGACUGAACACACCCUAAGAGCCCACUAUCCCAGAGCGGACUGAACACACCCUAAGAGCCCACUAUCCCAGAGCGGACUGAAGACACCCUAAGAGCCCACUAUCCCAGAGCGGACUGAAGACACCCUAAGAGCCCACUAUCCCAGAGCGGACUGAACACACCCUAAGAGCCCACUAUCCCAGAGCGGACUGAACACACCCUAAGAGCCCACUAUCCCAGAGCGGACUGAACACACCCUAAGAGCCCACUAUCCCAGAGCGGACUGAACACACCCUAAGAGCCCACUAUCCCAGAGCUGACUCAACAACAUCUACGCUCAAACACACACUCUGUAUCUCACUUGCAGGCGCUUACACAUCAAAAUGAUUUAUACUGUGAUACAUUUUCCCUAUACCUUUAACGGGAUGCUGUAACCAGAUCGUGCACGUCAUUCUCCCAUGUUUACCAGGGAACGCUAUGAAUGAUAAAAUAAUUUGUGACUGUCAGAUUCAAGAUUGGAUUGUGUCAUUGGAAAAAAAGUUAAAGCUGUCUCAAGUACUCUCAAGUAACUAUCAACUUCGGUCAUUAGCUGAUAGAAGAUUGACUUCAUACAUUUAGCUAGACUUAGAGCAUAGCAUGCACUCUGUUUAAUUUAUAUAUGUUAACUUUUCUAAGCACAACUCAGGAGCAAAUGUACCUACAGUGCCUUCAGAAAGGAUUCAUACCCCUUGACUUAUUACACAUUUAGUUAUGUUCUGUCCUAAAUUCAAAAUUGAUUAAGUAUUUGUUUUUCUUCUCCCAUCUCCCCAUUAUGACAAAGUAAAAACAUGUUUUUAUAAUUUUUUUUGCAAAUGUAUUGAAAAUUAAAAUGCAUAAAUAUC